AUGACUGCGGACAAGGAAACACUGCGGGACGCUUUCGUGACCAUCGAUGAACUAAGGAAUGAAUUGGCUCGCGCUGCCAAUGAACUCAGUUGUGUGAAGGAGGCGAAAGCUUUACUUGAAACACAACUCGAUCAGAACUGUAUCAAGUUGGGCGAUAAUUCUGAGCUAAUUCGACGCAUCAAUGAAAAACGUUCGUCGCUGGGAGCUAAAAUUGCCAAGCUGGACACAACCUUCGAAAAGCUUGCGAAGAAGGAAUCAGCAUGUACAACUGCAAAGAGCACAGUUGAAAAGUUUGCGAAGAAGGAAUCAGCAUGUACAAAUGAAAAGAGCACAGCCUACAAACAGAAGUUAGUGGAUCUGCUGAAGAAAUUUAUGUGCGCAGCGAAAAAGGCUAUUGCAUCGGGGAAGUGGGAGGAGGUCGAUGUGGAUUGCAUCACCAGAAACUUCGAAGUGAUUUUUGGUGAACUGUUUGACGACGAACUCAACUACGACUGGCUUUUCGUGCAAAUCAAUGGGCGUAGAAAGGCGAACGAGCGACAGCUCACUCAGGCGAAAAAGAAACUGAAUGAUGCGUUAUGCGAGAAGGAGGAAUGCGCGGCACUGUUUUUCGAAGAACGAAAUAAGUUUCACGAGUUAAAAGAAAAUCUAGAUGCUCAGUUUUCUGCGGAAGCGAAUUUCUUACAAGAAUCGUCUGAGGAUACCAAACGAGAUGUUGAACAGACGCAGUGUGACGGCAAAAUUGCUAUAAGUGCAGCAAAAAAUGCCACGAAGGGUUAUCUGAACGCGCUGAUGACACGCCUCAACGACCUGGAAACGAAGCUUGGAUCUGAGCACAUGCAGAUGGAUAAAGAAAUGGAUAAAGUAAAUGACGCAAUCAAUAAAGGGAUAGAGAGACUGACGGGCGCGAAAGAAAUGAUCGUUGCUGGGACAACUGGGUUUAACGACGCGAUCAGCCAUGUGAUGGACACCAAGCACUUGUGGGAGAAUCCCAAACAAAAGCAUCAGUUCACUGAACAGCAGCUGGUAAUGAUGAGGCAGGAGAACGACAGACUAAAAAAGACAAGCGAAGCUGCGCAAGAGCAAGUGCAAAGGAUGCGUGACGAAGCAUUAAGACUGAAGCAACAAAUUGCCCAGCUUGAGGCCAAUCAGGGAAUGCCUGCAAAACAUCCCGCACUACUCAUACGAGAUCCGAAGAAUCUGUCGGGAACAGAGCAGAACAACCAGCAGUGUAGCAUUUCGUGA
This is a messenger RNA of Gongylonema pulchrum, 1242 nucleotides long. The record is from the annotation of a GenBank genome assembly. NCBI's taxonomy places the organism in Eukaryota, Metazoa, Nematoda, Chromadorea, Rhabditida, Gongylonematidae.